AAGAGGAAACAUGAACACGUUGUUGUCCAGAGCGAAUACAAUAUUCGCUUUCACACUUAGUGUGAUGGCGGCACUAACAUUUGGAUGCUUUUUGUCGACAGCAUUCAGUGAACAUAAAGCCGAUGUAGUUAUUCACACGGCGAAGGCCAUUGUGAAAAAUCUUCCAGAUUACUCAGCCUCCAGAGAGAAGAGUGAUUUGGGUUUUGUGACCUUUGACCUACAAGCUGAUCUCAGUCCACUUUUCAAUUGGAAUGUGAAGCAGUUAUUUGUAUAUUUGACAGCGGAAUAUCAGACAAGUAGCCAUCAAUUAAAUCAAGUUGUGCUGUGGGAUAAAAUCAUACGCAGAGGAGACAAUGCGACACUGGAUUACAGAAGCAUGACAACAAAAUAUUACUUCUGGGAUUUUGGAAAUGGUUUAAAAAACAACAAAAACAUCACACUGACGCUGUCUUGGAAUGUCAUACCUAACGCUGGAACACUUCCCAAAAUUGUUGGAAUGGGCAGUCACAUGUUUGAAUUUCCAGAUGAAUAUUCAAUAUCUCGAGGAUUUUAAGUUUAUUUCAUCUAGAAGAUAGAUGAAGUGGAAAUGUGGAUUUAUGUGCCCUUGUGUUAACUAGGACUGAUAUGUGUCUCUUGUUGUCAACUCUUCUCUUUACCCAAAUCAAAAAAUAUCUUCAUUAACCUAGUGUCACUUCAAGUAGCCCCAUCUCAUGUUUCCUGAUGUUUUUAUUUAUAUAAAAGUAAAUUUA
Molecule: messenger RNA, 749 nt
Organism: Liolophura sinensis
Lineage: Eukaryota; Metazoa; Mollusca; Polyplacophora; Chitonida; Chitonidae
Product: signal peptidase complex subunit 3-like
Exons: 5
Coding region: 11-553 (180 amino acids)
Biological process (GO): protein targeting to ER
Cellular component (GO): signal peptidase complex; membrane
Source: RefSeq, a predicted model, not a curated record